CUCCAGAGGAGGUGAGUUUAAACCCCGCCCACGUGACCCCAGCUGGGCCAAUGAGCGGCGGCGGGAGGUGAAAUCCGGUUCUAACCGGUCCGGGGCUCCCAGCGCUAUAAAAACUUUAUAAACCCCCCGGAGCCCGAGCAGUGUGAAGAAGAGGCGAGAGCGACCCCUGGAUCGACUUAAAGCCCGCGCCCCACUGCAUCCCCGUGUCCAGCGCCUACGUCCCACCGCCGCAGCCACCAUGCCCAAGAGAAAGGCUGAAGGGGAUGCUAAAGGAGAUAAAGCCAAGGUGAAGGACGAACCACAGAGAAGAUCUGCAAGGUUAUCUGCUAAACCUGCUCCUCCAAAGCCAGAGCCCAAGCCUAAAAAGGCCCCUGCAAAGAAGGGAGAGAAGGUACCCAAAGGGAAAAAGGGGAAAGCCGAUGCUGGCAAGGACGGGAAUAACCCUGCAGAAAAUGGAGACGCCAAAACAGACCAGGCACAGAAAGCUGAAGGUGCUGGAGAUGCCAAGUGAAGUGUGUGCAUUUUUGAUAACUGUGUACUUCUGGUGACUGUACAGUUUGAAAUACUAUUUUUUAUCAAGUUUUAUAAAAAUGCAGAAUUUUGUUUUACUUUUUUUUUUUUUUAAGCUAUGUUGUUAGCACACAGAACACUUCAUUGUUGUUUUUUGGGGGAAGGGCACAUCACUAACAGAAUGUCUCAGAAGCUGAAUUGACGUGGGGGGAAAAUACCUUUCCCGUCUAGUUUUGAGAGACUUCCUCUUGGUUCCCAGGAAGGAGGGAUUCCUUGAUGUUGACACACAUUAGCCACCUUGGCACAAACGCCUUGUGGUGUGGGAAAACUAAAAUUUAGUUUUUAUGUCCUCUUCUCCCUCUCCACCUCAGCACAGACUUGACUCCACUAAACCCAGAGACCUGUUGGAACCUGAACCCCGUGCCCCCCCAAAAUUGAUGACCAGUAUGUCAGGCAAUCUGGACUUUCUAGUGUCACCGUUGAGAUGGCGUCCUUCAAAAGAGCAGCAGUUCCUUUUUUAGACUGUGGCUCCUCAGAGUGAUACUUCUGCCAUUUUCAUUUCCAUUUCCUGAAAGUCAGGGUCGGCUUGUGAAAAGUUGUUAAACAACAUGCUAAAUGUGAAAUGUCAACCCUCACUCUAAACUUUCCCUGUUCAGAGCAUCACAUGAAGAUUUCAUUGGGUUUUUAUAGUGGCUUUCUGAUUUUGGUAGUCCAUUGAAAAAGGGAGUUUGAAAGUUGUAUACUGUUAACGAUUGUCUGCCCAUGUCCUGCCUGAAAUACCAUGAUUGUUUAUGAAAAGUAUCUUUAAUAAAGCUGGAUACAGUUUGGCUUGGAA
Capra hircus (goat) is the source of this 1345-nucleotide messenger RNA. RefSeq names its product high mobility group nucleosomal binding domain 2 (gene HMGN2). Gene Ontology annotation, molecular function: nucleosomal DNA binding. Gene Ontology annotation, cellular component: nucleus; chromatin. Bases 239 to 511 code for a protein of 90 amino acids. The record is from RefSeq and is a predicted model, not a curated record. NCBI's taxonomy places the organism in Eukaryota, Metazoa, Chordata, Mammalia, Artiodactyla, Bovidae. Gene Ontology annotation, biological process: chromatin organization. The transcript is spliced from 6 exons.